UUCGAGUCCGGUGCAGCAGUGGCGGAAGAACGGUGCCGAGGUGGUGAGAGUUCUAGUGAAGCUCCGGCGACGGAUUUAAAGUCUCCGACAACUCACGACCUUCCGGCAGAACUCCGAUGGGUUUCACGGCAGCGACGGCGGCAACGAUGGGUGAACAGGGCGACGGUAUUUCGGCAGCCUACACCCACUCGUUUACAGAUCAUCGAAAAUCUACAUGUAUGGUAUUGUUCAGGACACACGUGCGUGUUCCUAACGGAGUCUGGCAUCGGGCUUAUGUACUUUCAAUUAAAAGAUUUCAAACCCAGCAUGUGGAUGGGAGACGCAGUUAUCAACUGCUUUGCGACAUUCCUAAAUUACGAAGAAGUUAACGGUAGAAAGCCGACCAAGGGGAAAAGCAAAGAGGUUUACAAAAAAAUUGGCGAACGUCGCCGUCUUUUCUGCCACACGGUUUGUUUUAACGACAACGUCUUAUGUAACACGAAGUACAAUGACAAGGGUCGGUUGGAGAAGUUCAGCAGUGCGUUGCUGAUGGUGCUGAAUAAGGAUGCUUCAUUUUUGAAGCUGACAGGUUAUACGAUAAUUGUUUUCCCAAUACUGGAAAAUCAUCACUUUUAUCUGGUUAGUUUUGACAUGGAAAAGGUGGCAAUAAGUGUAAUUGACAACAUGCGUGCUAGUGAGAGCAUCUUGCGUUCAUUUUGUCAACUAACAUUUGGGGUCUCUUUCGCCGAUGAAAUCUCGGAUAUCUCUUCCACAAUUUUUAUAGUCAAUAACCGUGCCCUGUACGUUAUGAUUACCAUCUUUUAUGACAACCUGGAGUUUGUGGGAUUUCAUGGGACCAAUGUUAGCAUUACGACAUUUUGCUAUAAACUCGGUGGUGGAAAAAUCUAGCUUCCUCUUCUUUAUAGAUAAAUCAAGAUUUUUAGGAGACGUAAACCCAUGGUAAUGUUGUUCUACCCAGUCAUAUAAUUCAGCCUCAUCUGUAUCUUUCAGACGUUUAAAUAUUUCACAGGCUUUAUAAUCUGUAACUUUUAUGUUUAAGCGUGUUUUGGUGGAAAUAUUAUCAACCUCAGACGGUUGACCGUCGGUUGCCUUUAGGUUUGUUGGCUCUAGAACACAAGACAUAUCGCAGAUUUGUUAUUUUUUUUUGUCGCCGAUCUUUUCUUUCUUAGAAGUACCCAACCGUGUACAAAAACCUGCAAGUUGUGCAUAUUCCUCGUACAUUGCAAUAGCAGCUUCCAUCGAACUAAAUCUCGCAUUGAAAAAGGGUUUGAAACCGGGCAGAACAACUGGCGUCCAAUACCUACUGCCGUUAGGUGUUUCGUAUACGUUGCUAGCAACUGACUCUGAUCAUUAAUAGAAAAAAGCUUUAGGAAGUUGUUAUACGAAUUAAUAUAUCAUAAAAAAAGCUAGCAAAAAAAUAAAUUACAUGCUUUCAAUUACCCUGACAUAACAAAUCAGUUAUACGAAACACCUAACGGCAGUAGGUAUUGGACGCCAGUUGUUCCGUUCGGUUUCAAACCCUUUGUCAAUGCGAGAUUUACUUCGAUGGAAGCUGCUGCAAUGUACGAUGAAUAUGCACAACUUGCAGGUUUUUGUACACGGUUGGGUACUUCUAAGAAAGAAAAGAUCGGCGACAAAAAAUAACAAAUCUGCGAUACGUCUUGUGUUCUAGAGCCAACAAACCUAAAGGCACCGAUGGUCAACCGUCUAAGGUUGAUACUAUUUCCCCCAAAAGACGCUCAAACAUAAAAGUUACAGAUUGUAAAGCCUGUGUAAAAUUUAAACGUCUGAAAGAUACAGAUGAGGUUGAAUUAUAUGACUGGGUAGAACAACAUAACCAUGAGUUUACGUCUCCUGAAAAUCUUGAUUUAUCUCUAAAGAAGAGGAAGCUUGAUUUUCCACCACCGGGUUUAUAGCAAAAUGUCGUAAUGCUAACAUUGGUCCCACGAAAUCCCACAAACUUGAGGUUGUCAUAAAAGGCGGUCAUCAUAACGUACAGGGCACGGUUGUUGACUAUAGAAAUUGUGGGAGAGAUAUCAUCGGUGAAAGAGACGCCCAAAUGUUAGUUGACAAAAUGAACGCAAGAUGCUCUCACUAGCAUGCAUGUUGUCAAUUACACUUAUUGCCACCUUUUCCAUGUCAAAACUAACCAGAUAAAAGUGAUAAUUUUCCAGUAUUAUUGGGAAAACAAUCACCGUAUAACCUGUCAGCUUCAAAAGUGAAGCAUCCUUAUUCAGCACCAUCAGCAACGCACUGCUGAACUUCUCCAACCGACCCUUGUCUUCGUAAUUCGUGUUAAAUAAGACGUCGUCGUUCUACAUAUUUAAAUUAACAAACAAUCAAUACCUGAAAUUUUUCCAAAAGUAAUUAAAAAAGAUUUACAAAUAUAAGUAAACUAAUCACUUACAAAACAAACCGUGUGGCCGAAAAGACGGCGAUGUUCGCCAAUUUUUUUGUAAACCUCUUUGCUUUUCCCCCUGGUCGUCUUUCUACCGUUAACUUCGUAAUUUAGGACCUUCGUAAUUUAAGACCGUCGCAAAGCUGUUGAUAACUGCGUCUCCCAUCCACACGCUGGGUUUGAAAUCUUUUAAUUGAAAGUACGUAAGCCCGAUGCCAGACUCCGUUAGGAACACACACGUGUGUCCUGAACAAUACCAUACAUAUAGAUUUUCUGUUGUCAAUACACUAGUGUAUACGCCACUACAACUCAAAAAGAUCAGAUGUUACUCAUUGCAAUUCCAAACUAAUAUACGUUAGGUACUUAAUACACUUAGUUUAAUAAAGUUCUUUUCAUUUA
Helianthus annuus (common sunflower) is the source of this 2797-nucleotide messenger RNA. RefSeq lists its product as uncharacterized. The coding region runs from base 274 to 888 and encodes 204 amino acids. The record is from RefSeq and is a predicted model, not a curated record. Lineage: Eukaryota; Viridiplantae; Streptophyta; Magnoliopsida; Asterales; Asteraceae. The transcript has 3 exons.